AUGGAGUUCGGGCUGCUCAGCGAGGCAGAGGCUCGGAGCCCUGCCCUGUCCCUGUCAGAUGCAGGCACUCCACACCCUCCGCUCCCGGAACAUGGCUGCAAGGGCCAGGAGCACAGUGACUCGGAGAAGGCCUCGGCCUCACUGCCGGGGGGCUCCCCCGAGGACGGCUCGCUGAAGAAGAAGCAGCGGCGGCAGCGUACGCACUUCACUAGCCAGCAGCUGCAGGAGCUGGAGGCCACCUUCCAGAGGAAUCGCUACCCCGACAUGAGCACGCGCGAAGAGAUUGCCGUGUGGACCAACCUCACCGAGGCCCGCGUGCGGGUGUGGUUCAAGAACAGACGCGCCAAGUGGCGGAAGCGAGAGCGCAGCCAGCAGGCGGAGCUGUGCAAAGGUGGCUUCGCAGCCCCGCUCGGGGGCCUGGUGCCGCCCUACGAGGAGGUGUACCCCGGCUACUCGUAUGGCAACUGGCCGCCCAAGGCGCUCGCCCCGCCGCUCGCCGCCAAGACCUUCCCGUUCGCCUUCAACUCGGUCAACGUGGGGCCUCUGGCCUCGCAGCCUGUGUUCUCACCACCCAGCUCCAUCGCCGCCUCCAUGGUGCCCUCGGCCGCCGCUGCUCCGGGCACUGUACCAGGUCCCGGAGCCUUGCAGGGCCUGGGAGGGGCACCCCCCGGGUUGGCUCCAGCGGCCGUGUCCUCCGGGGCAGUGUCCUGCCCUUACGCCUCGGCAGCAGCCGCCGCUGCGGCAGCCGCCUCCUCCCCCUACGUAUAUCGGGACCCGUGUAACUCGAGCCUGGCUAGCUUGCGGCUCAAAGCCAAACAGCACGCCUCUUUCAGCUACCCCGCCGUGCCCGGGCCGCCUCCUGCCGCCAACCUCAGCCCCUGCCAGUAUGCCGUGGAACGGCCUGUGUGA
Molecule: messenger RNA, 909 nt
Organism: Microtus ochrogaster (prairie vole)
Lineage: Eukaryota; Metazoa; Chordata; Mammalia; Rodentia; Cricetidae
Gene: Pitx3
Product: paired like homeodomain 3
Biological process (GO): regulation of transcription by RNA polymerase II; anatomical structure morphogenesis
Cellular component (GO): nucleus
Molecular function (GO): DNA-binding transcription factor activity, RNA polymerase II-specific; RNA polymerase II cis-regulatory region sequence-specific DNA binding
Source: RefSeq, a predicted model, not a curated record